UUGUGGAAGAAGGGGACUGUUGUGUUGUGGUCAACGUGAGCAAACUGCAUUAAAUUUUUGGAGUUUAAGUUAAUAUGGACAUCGCGGUACCAACUGUGGACAAUUCCGGGCAAAUUGUUAAAGACGAUUUGGCGGAAAAAUGUCAGAAAUUAUUCCAGGAUUUUUUGGAGGAAUUUCAGAACAGUGACGGAGAAGUGAAGUAUCUGCGCGAUGCUGAAGAGCUCAUCCGCCCGGAGAGGAACACUUUGCUGGUGAGCUUCACUGACCUGGAACAGUUCAACCAAGAACUCGCCACGAUCAUCCAGGAGGAGUUUUACAGGGUGUAUCCCUAUUUGUGUCGUGCUGUGCGCAAUUUUGCACGGGAUCAUGGGAAUGUCCCAAUCAGCAAGGAGUUCUAUGUGGCAAUCCAGGAUGUCCCAUCAAGACAUAAGAUCCGGGAGCUUACGACCUUGCGGAUCGGCAGCCUGGUGCGGAUCAGUGGUCAGGUGGUGCGGACCCACCCAGUGCACCCCGAGCUGGUGAGCGGCACUUUCCUGUGCCUGGACUGUCAGACACUGAUCCGCGACGUGGAGCAGCAGUUCAAGUACACCCAGCCCAGCAUCUGCAGGAACCCCGUCUGCAACAACCGCAGGCGCUUCAUGCUCGACACCAACAAGUCCAAGUUCAUCGACUUCCAGAAGGCCCGUGUCCAGGAGACGCAGGCGGAGCUGCCCCGAGGCUCCAUUCCCCGCAGUUUGGAGGUCGUUCUGCGGGCGGAGGCCGUGGAGUCCGCCCAGGCCGGCGACAAGUGCGACUUCGUGGGCUCCCUGAUUGUUGUGCCGGACGUCUCCCAGCUAGCUACCCCAGGGGUUCGGGCAGAGACCAGCUCUCGCACAGCUGGUUCUCAGGGCUACGAGAACGAGGGAGUGCGGGGGCUCAAAGCCCUGGGAGUCCGAGACCUGUCCUACAAGCUGGCCUUCCUAGCUUGUCAUGUGGCGCCCACAAACCCCAGGUUCGGAGGUAAAGAGAUCCGUGACCAGGAGCAGACCGCAGAAAGCAUUAAGAACCAGAUGUCGGUGAAGGAGUGGGAGAAGGUGUUUGAGAUGAGCCAGGACAAAAACCUCUACCACAACCUCUGCAGCAGCCUCUUCCCCACCAUCCACGGUAAUGAUGAGGUGAAGAGAGGAAUCCUCCUGAUGCUGUUUGGUGGUGUCCCCAAGACCACCAUGGAACGGACGUCACUUCGGGGAGACGUCAACGUGUGCAUUGUGGGAGACCCCAGUACUUCUAAGAGCCAGUUCCUCAAGCAUGUGGAGGAGUUCAGUCCGCGCGCGGUCUACACCAGCGGGAAAGCAUCUAGCGCAGCCGGUCUGACCGCCGCUGUGGUGAGGGACGAGGAGUCGCACGAGUUUGUCAUCGAGGCGGGAGCCCUCAUGCUGGCCGACAACGGUGUCUGCUGCAUAGAUGAGUUUGAUAAGAUGGAGAUGAAGGACCAGGUGGCCAUCCAUGAAGCCAUGGAGCAGCAGACCAUCUCCAUCACUAAAGCGGGGGUCAAGGCCACUUUGAACGCUCGCACCUCUAUAUUGGCUGCGGCCAACCCUGUGGGCGGGCGCUACGACCGGUCCAAGUCUCUCAAACAGAACGUCAACCUAAGUGCUCCCAUCAUGUCCAGAUUUGACCUCUUCUUCAUCCUGGUGGACGACUGCAAUGAGGUCACAGAUUACGCCAUUGCCAGACGUAUUGUAGACCUCCAUUCCAGAAUUGAAGAGUCGAUUGACAGGCUCUACACACUGGAAGAAAUUCGGAGAUACCUUCUCUUUGCCAGGCAGUUCAAACCAAAGAUUUCGAAGGAGUCGGAGGACUUCAUUGUGGAGCAGUACAAAAGGCUACGUCAGAGAGAUGGGUCAGGCGUCACCAAGUCAGCCUGGAGGAUCACCGUGCGGCAGCUGGAGAGCAUGAUCCGCCUGUCUGAGGGCAUGGCCCGAAUGCACUGCUGUGACGAGGUCCAACCGAAGCACGUGAAGGAAGCCUUCCGCUUGCUGAACAAGUCCAUCAUCCGUGUGGAGACGCCGGACGUCAACCUGGAACAAGAUGAUGAGCAUCAGCAAGAGGAGGAUGAAGCCAAUGAAAUGAAUGGGCACGAUAUACCCGAUGGCGUGAAUGGACACGUGAAUGGCGUGAACGGGCAUGCUGAGAAUGGAGAGGGCGCUGCAGCGCCCUCGCUGAGGCUUUCAUUUACGGAGUACCGCCGUAUCUCCAACCUCAUCGUCCUGCACCUUCGCAAGGCGGAGGAAGACGAUGACGAGGCUUCCCUGAAGAAAAGUGAAGUAAUAAACUGGUAUCUGAAGGAAAUUGAAUCUGAAAUAGACUCUGAGAUGGAGCUCAUUAACAAGAAGACCAUCAUUGAAAAGGUCAUCCACAGGCUGGUUUAUUAUGACCACAUUCUUAUCGAACUGACGCAGACUGGACUUAAGGGCUCUUCGGAGAAAACAGAUUCGGAGUCACAGGAAGAGGCAGUGGUUCUGGUUGUUAAUCCUAAUUAUACACUUGAAGACUAGACUGUUCCUCCCCAUCUCAUGAUAUGUUUGGAAUUUAAACCAUGAAACGUUAAAAUAUUGCCCAAUUGUGUAAAGGAUUUAGAAUCUUGAAGCAUGCUUUUUUUCAUUACUGCUGAUGGGUAUUGUAGGGUAAAGUGCUCUGAAUUUUAAGCAAAUGUUUUAUGCGGAAGCUGGUUAAACGCGCUUUGGUUUUUGGCAAAGCAUUCCUGUUUUUACCGUGUGAACAAUGGUUCUUUAUGAUUUUAUAUUUCUGGUUUCUUUUAAGGAAAUUCUUCUAAAAUUGUGUUUGAUAAUGAGGUUGUAGUUUUAAAAAUGUUAACUGCUUGUUCAUUUUUGUAUUGUAUACCUGACAUUUCACAUUUUUGUUUGUGAUAUUGUUCAGAAAGGUCAUAAAGAAGUAAUUCAUUGUUUGCAAUAAUAUUCCUUUGUCCUCUUCUGGAAGAAAUGAACCUGCCCUUCU
This is a messenger RNA of Anguilla anguilla (European eel), 2997 nucleotides long. RefSeq names its product minichromosome maintenance complex component 6 (gene mcm6). The transcript has 17 exons. NCBI's taxonomy places the organism in Eukaryota, Metazoa, Chordata, Actinopteri, Anguilliformes, Anguillidae. The coding region runs from base 75 to 2537 and encodes 820 amino acids. Gene Ontology annotation, molecular function: single-stranded DNA binding; ATP binding; single-stranded 3'-5' DNA helicase activity. Gene Ontology annotation, biological process: double-strand break repair via break-induced replication; mitotic DNA replication; DNA replication initiation. The record is from RefSeq and is a predicted model, not a curated record. Gene Ontology annotation, cellular component: MCM complex; nucleus.